UGCCAAGCUCCCUCAGCAGCUCCCCCGAUCAGACGGAAUCUAUCUUCACGAGCCCGCAAAAAGAACCGCUGCCUGACUGGCGCCUCUCUGCCUUCAAUUGUUGAGGGCUUGAGGCAUGCAAGCUCGCUCUUUUCAUGCUUUACAGGCUCACAAGUUGUUGUGACAAUAACUAGGUACAGUAGCAACUCCCCAAACAGGGCAAGAUCAACUGCGUCGAAGCUGCUCUGCAACGACGACUCUGUUUCUUGGUUGCAAUUUGCAAACCGAUGCCGUCGUCUUCUCCGUCGAGAAAUCUGCACAAGCCCAUGGGCAACGGCAAGCUCGGAGACCACCACCAGCAGCUGAGCAAUCUCCACGCCGCCAUGAAGAGGCACGGCGGCUUCCCCCGUCUCUCGGCGUCCAGCACGGCGCUGGUCCUGCUGCCCCUCGUGCUCCUGGUCUUCACCUUCUUCUUUGUGUACCCCAGGGAGUUCGAGCUGCAGGCGAUGAUGAGCGCGUGCGCCCCUCCGGCGACGGCGGGGGUGGCGUCCUCCUCCUCGCGCCUCGCGGAGCCAGCCGUGGUCCGGAAGCCCGACUUCCGGCUGCUCAUCGGCGUGCUCACCCGCGCCGACCUCUACGAGCGCCGGCACCUCCUCCGCAUGGUGUACGGUCUCCAGCUGGCCUCCGGCGACCUCGCCGCCCACGUCGACGUCCGCUUUGUCUUCUGCCGGCUGUACAAGGACGACCAGCGCGUGCUGGUUCCUCUCGAGAUCCUCGCCCACGGCGACGUCAUCGUGCUCGACGGGUGCGAGGAGAACCUCAACGGCGGCAAGACAUACACGUUCCUGUCGGCGGUGGCGGAGCUCUACGCCGACGAUCCCUACGACUACGUGAUGAAGGCCGACGACGACAUCCUCUUCCGGCUGCCGCAGCUGGUGGAGUCGCUGGGGGCCAUGCCGCGGGAGGACAUGUACUACGGCGCCACCAUCCCGUGCUCCAGCAUGGACCCGUUCCGGGAGUACAUGGCCGGCAUGGGGUACGCGCUGUCGUGGGACCUGGUGGAGUGGAUCGCCACCUCCGACGUGGCGCGCAACCACAGCGUGGGCACCGAGGACAUGCUGACGGGGAAGUGGCUGCGGAUCGGGGGCAAGGGGAAGAACCGGUUCAACGCCAAGCCGGCCAUCCAUGACUACCGGAACCCGGUGCCGGUGGACCAGUGCGAGCACGAGUUCAUGCCCAGCACCAUCGGCGUGCACCGCCUCAAGAGCAACCCGCGGUGGGCGGAGGCGCUAAAGUACUUCAACUUCACCGCGGGGCUCAAGUCCUCCAAGUUCUACAAGUUUGAAUAGCGCUAGAUAAAAGGAUCAUCGGAUGCAUCAGCUCUCGUUAAAUUUGAGGAGCUUUUAUACAUUGAACCGAUGUGUUCUUUUGUGAUGCUCUUCCUCUUAUUUUUGCCCCUUUUUUUGUACUGCUGCACACAAUUG
Molecule: messenger RNA, 1463 nt
Organism: Setaria italica (foxtail millet)
Lineage: Eukaryota; Viridiplantae; Streptophyta; Magnoliopsida; Poales; Poaceae
Product: beta-1,3-galactosyltransferase pvg3
Exons: 1
Coding region: 267-1328 (353 amino acids)
Cellular component (GO): Golgi membrane
Molecular function (GO): hexosyltransferase activity
Source: RefSeq, a predicted model, not a curated record